ACGGCCCCGAGGACGGUCAGAGAUUAUCACGGGCAGUCGGCAUACAGAUUAUCAUGGCGGUCCCGCAGUUCCGCACGAGCAUCAAUGAGUACCUCGAGGGUCUUCCGGAGACCGUGUUGAUGCGUCUGUACUCUUCUCCUGCGACAUGUCUUGCUAUCUUUCGACUCCAGCCCCCGAUGGCGCACCUCUUCAUUAUGACAAUGCUGUUUAACGAGAAACCUCUCCCAAUUUCCUGGAUCGAUAGCUGGGUGCAGGAUUCCAGUCGUCUAAAACAACACGAGGCACUCGAGAAAUUGAGGAGCAUGCACAUCAUACACGAAACAAUGGACUCAAUCUCUUUACAAAAAACGUUCCGCAACAGUCUCCGCAAAGCCAUCACAGGCGGUGAUUCAAACAAUUCGUUUGGUGUCCCCUGCGACACGGAGGAUAAGCACAAGGUUGACAUCAAAUUCCUGGAUGAGCACGCAAACGCGCAGUGGGAGUUGAUUCUGCAUUAUAUGGUCGGCACGGGGAGUGGUCGAGUUCCUAACAACGGCGUGCUACAGCUUUUGAAACGAAGCGGUUUGAUGGAGGGACAUCCUCCGGCUCCUAUGCGCAUUACAAACGCAGGCUUUCAGUUUCUGCUGCAGGACGUAAAAGCUCAGAUCUGGACUCUUCUGCUCCAGUAUCUCAACAUGUCUGAGGAUCUACAGAUGGACGCGGUUGAAGUCCUGCAUUUUCUGUUCAUGCUGGGCAGUCUGGAGCUUGGGCAAGAUUACUCGUUAUCCGCACUCAGUCCGACGCAGAAGAUCAUGUUAGACGAUCUACGCGACUACGGCCUCGUCUAUCAGCGGAAGUCGUCCUCGCGGCGCUUCUACCCCACCAGGCUAGCAACCACCCUAACGUCAGACGCGCCGGUCGUGCUCACUGCAUCUGCAAGCAUGGACUCUGCGAUGGCGCGGGCCGACGGCGAGUCCGGCUUUGUGAUUCUCGAGACGAAUUUCAAGGUCUACGCGUUCACGGACUCGCCGCUGCAGAUUGCGGUCCUGAAUCUGUUUGUUCACUUGAAGUCGCGGUUUGCGAAUAUGGUGACCGGCCAGAUCACUCGCGAGAGCGUGCGCAAGGCGCUCGUCAACGGCAUCACGGCCGACCAGAUCGUGACGUACCUGACGGUACAUGCGCACCCGCAGAUGAGGAAAGCGGUGCCUCUUCUCCCGCCGACGGUGGUGGAUCAGAUCAAGCUGUGGCAGCUUGAGCUGGAGCGCAUGAAGACGGUCGAGGGGUAUCUUUUCAGCGACUUCAAGAACGGGCAUGAGUACGACGUUCUGGCGAAUUAUGCGCGGGAACUGGGCGUGCUGGUGUGGGAGAACCGGAGUAAGGGAUUGUUUUUUGUCACGAAGGAGGGGAAUCAGCAGAUUGUAGAUUAUUACAAACGCAAGAUCCAGGGACUGAAGUAGGAGUAGGUGGGUCUUGCUGUUUUCUAUCUUACCAUGUACAUAUUCGCACGCACGCAUACGCCAAUGGAGUUUUACUUUUUCUUUUGUAUAGCGUUCGAAGUUUGGUAUCAGGCCGCGGGUGGGGUCGCGGAUUAAUCCGAGCGACGGUUGCCCCAAAACCGUCGAGGGACCAAAGAAGAGGUGCUGUGCAGUGAUCCAUUGGAUGCCGAAACGGGAAGUCGAUGAUGAGAUGGGAGCAGGGCCCUAAACCUGGGAGCAUUGUAGCGAGGCGGAGGGACGGCCAAGAGCGGCGGCGGGAAUUCAGUUCAUAGAUUGGGGAAGUGACGAGAUAAGCAGCUAUUAAAAGACAGGAAGCUGCUGGAGGACUGCUGACGGAUUGCAGAAAGGCGUUUGUUGUUCAUUAUUGCAGAAGAGCUGGUUUGUUGCAGACGUGCUUCUAACAGUUUAGCGUGGACGCCAUUAGAUAGCAGCCCGCCUCGUGCGCCC
Messenger RNA from Myxozyma melibiosi, 1922 nucleotides. Its product is annotated as RNA polymerase II transcription factor B subunit 2. Gene Ontology annotation, cellular component: transcription factor TFIIH core complex; transcription factor TFIIH holo complex. Gene Ontology annotation, molecular function: double-stranded DNA binding; ATPase activator activity. The coding region runs from base 54 to 1436 and encodes 460 amino acids. Gene Ontology annotation, biological process: nucleotide-excision repair. The transcript has 5 exons. The record is from RefSeq and is a predicted model, not a curated record. NCBI's taxonomy places the organism in Eukaryota, Fungi, Ascomycota, Lipomycetes, Lipomycetales, Lipomycetaceae.